Naegleria gruberi is the source of this 367-nucleotide messenger RNA. RefSeq lists its product as uncharacterized. Gene Ontology annotation, molecular function: structural constituent of ribosome; mRNA binding. The record is from RefSeq and is a predicted model, not a curated record. Gene Ontology annotation, cellular component: cytosolic small ribosomal subunit; ribosome. Gene Ontology annotation, biological process: translation. The transcript is spliced from 2 exons. NCBI's taxonomy places the organism in Eukaryota, Heterolobosea, Eutetramitea, Acrasida, Naegleriidae. Bases 14 to 334 code for a protein of 106 amino acids.
AUCGUCAAACAAAAUGACUAGCAAGAGAAAGAAUAACGGUAGAGCUUUGGUUAACAGAGGUAAGACUAGAGCCGUCAGAUGUGAUAACUGCGGUAAGAGCGUCCCAAAGGAUAAGUCCAUCAAGAAGUUCUUGGUUAGAAGCAUUGUUGAAUCUGCUGCUGUCAAGGAUAUUGGUGACGCUUCUGCUUAUGAAGAAUAUGAAUUGCCAAAGAUGUACUUGAAGCUCCAUUACUGUGUCUCUUGUGCUAUCCACGGUAGAAUUGUUCGUGUCCGUUCUAAGGAUGGUAGAAAGGUCAGAGCUCCACCAAUGAAGCCAAAGAGAAAGCAAGAAUAAAUUUAUUCAAAAUAAACUUUUAAAAUUAAUCAU